Messenger RNA from Aplosporella prunicola CBS 121167, 1614 nucleotides. RefSeq lists its product as uncharacterized. The annotation marks the transcript as partial. Gene Ontology annotation, molecular function: xanthine transmembrane transporter activity. The record is from RefSeq and is a predicted model, not a curated record. Lineage: Eukaryota; Fungi; Ascomycota; Dothideomycetes; Botryosphaeriales; Aplosporellaceae. The transcript has 2 exons. Gene Ontology annotation, cellular component: fungal-type vacuole; membrane. Gene Ontology annotation, biological process: transmembrane transport; xanthine transport.
CGCCGCCACCUCAAGACCCUCACGACGCGCGACGGCCUCAUCGGCAGCUACGACUACGCCUACCUCUUCCGGCCACGGCUACCAUUCACGCGCACCCCCCGCCGCAGCGCGCCCUUCUUCAGCCUGCACGCGCGCAUGCCCGUGCUGCUCGCGCUGCUGCUCGGCUUGCAGCACGCGCUGGCGAUGCUAGCGGGGGUGAUCACGCCGCCGAUGCUGCUGGCGGGGGCGGCGGGGCUGUCCGGGUCCAGUAGCGAGUACCUGGUGUCGGCGGCGCUGAUUGCGAGCGGGUUGCUGUCGGCGGUGCAGAUCACGCGCGUAAGGCUGCCGCGGACGGGGUAUUUCGUGGGCACGGGCCUGAUCUCUGUGGUCGGGACGUCGUUUUCCGUCAUCCCGGUUGCGACGGGGGCGUUUGCGCAGAUGUACGCGACGGGGUUUUGUCCGUCGGACGAGGGAGGGAACCGCCUGCCGUGUCCGGAUGGGUAUGGGGCGCUUUUGGGCACGGCGGCGCUGUGCGCGCUGCUUGAGGUUGGGAUGGCGUUUUUGCCGCCGCGCGCGCUCAAGAAGCUCUUCCCGCCGCUGGUCACUGGCCCAACCGUCCUCCUCAUCGGCGUCAGCCUCGUGCAGACGGGCUUCCAGGAUUGGGCGGGCGGCAGUGGCGAGUGUUAUUCCGCCCCGAUGGGCAUGUACGCGCUGUGUCCGAGCACGGCGGCGCCGAGGCCCCUCCCCUGGGGCAGCGCCGAGUUCGUGGGGCUGGGCUUCCUCGUCUUCGUCGCCAUUGUGCUGUGCGAGCGCUUCGGGAGCCCGCUCAUGAAGAGCACGGCCGUCGUGUGCGGCCUGCUAGUGGGGUGCAUAGUGGCGGGGGCGUGCGGGUACUUCGACCGCAGCGGCAUCGACGCCUCGCCCGCGGUGUCGUUCCUCUGGGUGCACACGUUCCGGCUCAGCGUCUACGGGCCGCUCGUGCUGCCGCUGCUGGCCGUGUACGUCGUGCUCGCCAUGGAGGCCAUCGGCGACAUCACGGCCACGUGCGACGUGUCGCGCCUCGAGGUGUCGGGGGCCGAGUUCGACUCGCGCAUCCAGGGCGGCGUGCUGGCGGACGGGCUGAACGGCGUCGUCGCCGCCCUGUGCACCCUCACGCCCAUGAGCACGUUUGCGCAGAACAACGGCGUGAUUUCGCUGACACGCGUCGCCAGCCGCGCCGCGGGCUAUGCGGCGUGCUUCUGGCUCGUCGUCAUGGGCGUGUUUGCCAAGUUUGCGGCGGCGCUGGUGGCCAUUCCCGCGCCCGUGCUGGGCGGCAUGACGACGUUUUUGUUCAGCGCGGUCGCGGUGUCCGGUUUGCGGAUUGUGGCGAGCGUGCCGUUUACGCGGCGGAACCGGUUCGUGUUGACGGCGGGGCUGGCGCUGGGGUUUGGUGCUACGUUGGUGCCGGACUGGUUCUCCCACGUCUUCACCUACACGGGCCCGAACCGCGCACUCCUCGGCUUCUUCAACGCCAUCGAACUCGUGCUGCAGACCGGGUUCGCAAUCACGGCGUUUGCGACUGUGGCGCUGAAUCUGCUGUUGCCGGACGAAGAGGACGAGGGGGACGAAGCGCGCGAGGUUGAGGAGCGCGAGAUU